UCGGCGGGUCCGGGCCUCCUGCGCGUCUCGGGCCCAAGCGGGGUCUGUAGCCAGCGCCUCGAGCCGCCAGCCCGUCCUGCCGCCCAUAUGGCCGCCAUCAAGGCCCUGCAAGAAUGGUGCCGGCAGCAGUGCGAGGGCUACCGGGACGUGAGCAUCACCAACAUGACCACCUCGUUCCGCGAUGGCCUGGCCUUCUGCGCUAUCUUGCACCGACACCGGCCUGACCUUAUAAACUUCAGUGCCCUCCGGAAGGAAGAUAUUUACGAGAACAACAAGCUGGCCUUCCAAGUGGCUGAGGAACAGCUGGGCAUCCCAGCCCUGCUAGAUGCUGAGGACAUGGUGGCCUUGAAGGUUCCAGACCGGCUGAGCAUCCUCACCUAUGUGUCACAGUAUUACAACUACUUCCACGGCCGGUCCCCAAUUGGGGGCAUGGCUGGCAUAAAGAGACCCUCAUCAGAUUCGACUGAAGAACUUUCUGGAAAGAAGAAGGGCCUGUCCCAGCCUGCCAAGUUGCCCUCACCGGCUCAAACCCAGAGGUCACCACUGUCCCCAGCUAGGACAAACCCUGUGGUUCAGAGGAAUGAAGGUGGCUCAGAAAGACCAUCCCCAAAGGCUGCUCCGGGGACCGCGGGAAGCUCCAUCAGCAGCAUCUGUGGGGUCUGUGGCAAACAUGUUCACCUUGUGCAGCGGCACCUGGCUGACGGGCGCCUCUACCACCGAAGCUGCUUCAGGUGUAAACAGUGUUCCAGCACGCUGCACUCAGGGGCCUACCGUGCCACGGGAGAGCCUGGUGUCUUCGUCUGUACCCACCACAGCUCAGAAGUCACCUCUGUGAGCCCCAAGUCAUCAAACCUGGCCUCCAGGAAACCAGGGGGUGUCACUGCAGAUACCAGACCAGUCGGCGUCUCACAGAAGGUUCAGGAGGCAAAUGGAGAGCUGACACCGCUGAGGCUCAGGACAGCAGCAUGGGAACAUGGUGGAAGAAACACAACCGCCAAAGGUUUUGUCCAGACAGAACUUAAGCCACCAGCUACCUCCCGAGGCCACGUGGGGAGCUCUGCAGGGCCCAGGCUACCCACGAGCGCAGUGACUACUACUUCUGUGACUGGCAAAGCUCUCACCCAUGUGACUAAUAAUUCCCCAACAGGGUGGUCAUCGCCUGCCCAGAGCAGCCCAGCGAGCUUCAACCCCCGCCCAGCUGUAUCCCCAAGUGCUCUAGACACUCACCUACCUGGGUCCCAAGAGCAGGCAGCUUCAAAAGGUGUUAAGACUCAGCUCAACUUGAGCACAGAGUCUUCAAACACAGCGGUCACCCAAGCCUGGACCUCCUCAGCCUCUAAGACUCAGCAGGCCCGAGAGAAAUUUUUCCAGAGCCCUUCCCCAGCCCCUGCCCCAGCCCCCACCAGCAAGGUCCCCACUGUGGUGUCUACCCCCACCAGCAAGGUCCCCACUGUGGUGUCUACCCCAACCAGCAAGGUCCCCACUGUGGUGUCUACCCCAACCAGCAAGGUCCCCACUGUGGUGUCUACCCCCACCAGCAAGGUCCCCACUGUGGUGUCUACCCCCACCAGCAAGGUCCCCACUGUGGUGUCUACCCCCACCAGCAAGGUCUCCACUGUGGUGUCUACCCCCACCAGCAAGGUCCCCACUGUGGUGAAUACCUCCAUCAGCAAGGUCCCCACUGUGGAGACUGCCCCCACCAGCAAGGUCCCCACUGUGGUGAAUUCCACUAAUAGCAGGGUCACCACGGUGGUAAAUGCCCCCAUUGACAAGGUCCCCUCUGUAGUGAGUGCCACAAAUGGCAGGGUACCCACUGUGGUGACUGCCCACACUGGUAGGGUCCCUGCCACGGUGAAUACCUCUGCCAGCAAAGUCUCUCCUGUUGUGGAUGCCCCUGCCCAGGAGAGCAGCCGGGAGCAAGCAUUAAGUGUCCUUAGGAAGGCCCUUCCAACGCUGACAGGAGCUGGUACCCAGGCUCCAAGCAGGUCCUUCCCUGCCACUUCCUCUGUCCUGGUCACCCUUCCCAAGAAUGAAGUGCCACAAAACGUUCCCUCAGCCAAGCUCUCGGCUUUAACCACCCACACCCCUAGUUUCACUAUAAAGCCUUCAGCAACAGUGAAUGUGGGCAAUACCACUGUAUUCCUCCACGCUGGCAAAAAGAGCCCGGGUAUUUCUCCAGGGGUUGGUAAGACCAGCGCAGGCUCCAGGCCACAAGCAGAGGUGGCAGGAGUAAAGGGUCCAGGUCCCACCUCUCAGGAAGGCCAAGAGGAGGGACCAGAAGGAUGGAGGGCCCGGCUGAAGCCUGUGGAUAAGAAACUCCCUGCUGGAAGGUCUCUGGAGCAAAAGGAGCCAGUCCUGGCAGAGCCAAGGGUAGGGGACACUCCCAGGAAAGCCUCCAGUAGCUCUGAUUCCAGUGUCCACAUCACCUUGACUUCCACUCAGCACAAGAGGAGACCAUGCUCGGCUGAUUCCGGGCCCAGUCCUGCAGUCCUCUCUCCUGCUCCAUCACACCGCAAGAAACUAGCUGUCCCUCCCAGCCUUGAUGUUUCAGCUGAUUGGCUCCAGCCAGAGCUCAAGAAGCAGGAAGAUUGGACCAGGAGCUGUAAGGAGAAGGCACCCACCUGGGGGUCAAGAGAGAGGUCUGCAGCCCUGGACAGUGGCCUUGCUCCACCUGCUGAGGCUGUGACUUACCCAGUCAGGCUCCACCCCGACUAUAUCCCCCAGGAGGAGCUGCAGAGGCAGCUGCAGGACAUUGAGAACCAGCUGGACGCCCUGGAGCUCAGGGGUGUUGAGCUGGAGAAGCGGCUGCGGGCAGCUGAGGGAGAUGCUUCUGAGGACAGCCUCAUGGUGGACUGGUUCCGGCUUAUUCACGAGAAGCAGCUACUGCUAAGGCUGGAAUCGGAACUCAUGUACAAGUUUAAGGAUCAGCGCCUGGAGGAGCAGCAGCUGGACCUCCAGGGUGAGCUGCGCAGGCUGAUGGACAAGCCAGAGGGUCUGAAGUCUCCCCAGGACCGCCAGCGGGAACAGGAGCUGCUGAGCCAAUAUGUGAACACCGUGAAUGACCGGAGUGACAUUGUUGACUUCCUGGAUGAGGAUCGGCUCCGGGAACAGGAAGAGGACCAAAUGCUGGAGAGUAUGAUCCAGAACCUGGGCCUCCAGAGAAAGAAGUCCAAGUCCUUCUUGUCCAAGAUCUGGUCCUCGAAGAGCAAAAGCGGGCAGGCCUGAGCUGCACGUGGCUGGCACCGGGUCCUGGACCUCCUCAGGAAGAGACUGGUGCUGAGGCUCCCAGAAGGGGUGCUAGGGGUGCCAGGGC
Mus pahari (shrew mouse) is the source of this 3313-nucleotide messenger RNA. It is a transcript of the gene Micall2, whose product is annotated as MICAL like 2. The transcript has 17 exons. The coding region runs from base 88 to 3225 and encodes 1045 amino acids. Gene Ontology annotation, molecular function: protein binding. Lineage: Eukaryota; Metazoa; Chordata; Mammalia; Rodentia; Muridae. The record is from RefSeq and is a predicted model, not a curated record.